This is a messenger RNA of Vespula vulgaris, 2138 nucleotides long. RefSeq names its product putative GPI-anchor transamidase (gene PIG-K). Gene Ontology annotation, biological process: proteolysis; protein localization to cell surface; attachment of GPI anchor to protein. Gene Ontology annotation, cellular component: GPI-anchor transamidase complex. NCBI's taxonomy places the organism in Eukaryota, Metazoa, Arthropoda, Insecta, Hymenoptera, Vespidae. Bases 358 to 1389 code for a protein of 343 amino acids. Gene Ontology annotation, molecular function: GPI-anchor transamidase activity. The transcript has 4 exons. The record is from RefSeq and is a predicted model, not a curated record.
ACUCGUUAGAGGCACUACACAAGAUACUCGUAAUCCACACAAGUUUAUACACCAAUACAAUAAGCAGAUAAUAGGGACAGUAUUUGCGUUUGUAAUUCAUAUUUUGUUCAUACAUGUCGCUGAAAGCACAGUUUUUCUAUUCGUAUUUUAAAAUAAACUUAUAAUAUAAUAUAUACAUGUAAUGUAAUUUUCGUUCGUAUUUAUCGUGGCGCUAGUGUUGAUUCGUUUUAAGAGGUUAAAGUUUCCUUAUUUUUCGAAUCUUAUUUUUAUAAUAUUCUAGUGUAAAUUGGAAGAUGACAUUUAAACUAUAUAAAAUAGAAUUGUAUAUAUCAGUACUGUGUAUAUAAAACGUACAAAAUGCAAUCGACUUUUGCAUUUGUAAUAAUCAUCUUUUCCAUGUCAACAAUUUCAUGUUAUCAGAGAUCAUAUCCAAAGGAUUUAAGUAAUUCUAAAGAAACAGGACAUUCAAAUAAUUGGGCAGUGCUAGUUGAUACAUCUAGAUUUUGGUUCAACUAUAGACAUAUUGCAAAUGUAUUAUCUAUAUAUAGAAGUGUAAAACGUUUAGGAAUACCUGACUCUCAAAUCAUUCUUAUGAUCGCCGAUGACAUGGCAUGUAACCCUAGAAAUCCUAGGCCUGCUACUGUCUUUAAUAAUGUUAAACAACACAUCAAUGUUUAUGGAGAUGACGUGGAAGUUGAUUAUAGAGGUUAUGAAGUUACUGUAGAAAAUUUUGUAAGAUUAUUAACUGGUCGAUUGGCACCAGAGACUCCAAGAUCCAAAAAGUUACUUACUGAUGAAAGAUCUAAUAUAUUAAUUUAUUUGACUGGUCAUGGAGGUAAUGGAUUUCUGAAGUUUCAAGAUUCCGAAGAAAUAACUAGUCGAGAGCUUGGAGAUGCUCUAGAACAAAUGUGGCAAAAGAGAAGAUAUCAUGAAAUAUUAUUUAUCGUAGAUACAUGCCAAGCAAGUUCUAUGUAUGAAAAAUUUUAUUCUCCAAAUAUUUUAGCAAUAACUUCUAGUUUGGUAGGAGAAGAUUCUUUGUCCCAUCAUGUGGAUCCUGCUAUAGGUGUAUAUGUUAUAGACCGAUUUACAUAUUAUGCUCUAGACUUUUUAGAGAAAGUAGAACCUACCAGUAGUAAAACAUUAGGAGAAUUUCUCAAAAUAUGUCCAAAACACUAUUGUUUAUCUACAGUUGGUAUAAGAAAAGAUUUAUUUAAACGAGAUCCCGAUAAAGUUCCUAUUACAGACUUCUUUGGUUCAGUAAAACCUAUAGAGAUCACAAAAAACAUAAUAAAUGUCCUCCCUAUAAAAUCGAAUAAAACAAGAUUGAUAGAAUCAGAAGAGAGGUAUAAUUAUGCUUCUCAAUUUCCAGAUAUAACGCAAUACACGUAAGCUGUUUCAAUAUUUGUAUUUAUAUCAGCAUUACUUUUAUUAAACAUAGUCUUUAAAAAUUAUAAAAAGUAUUUUCACCAUGUCCAAUUAUUAUAAAAUAUUUGUUAUAAAAUAUUAUUAAUAUUAUCAAUAUAGGAUGUAAAGAAACUACAGAUUAUUUACGUAUUAAUCAUUUUUAUUAUAAGAUAAAAGAAUUUACUGCAGUCACAUAAAAAAGUGAUUCCUGCAAAUGUCAUAUUUUCAUUUGAUCUAUGGUCAUCAACAUUGUACUUUAUCUGGGUAGUUGCAGUUUAAUAUAGCUGGGUCAAAAACGAGCCUAUCAGGACACUGGAAUUUAGAGACUAAAUAGUGACCAUCAACAAGUCUACAGUGAUAGAAUUUACUGCAAUCUUUAGGAUCACGGAUGAAUCCUUCGCGGGUGCAAAUAUCCUUACUUGGCGGGCUGGUUGGCUUAGUUGUUUUGGUUGAUGUAGCCGUUUCACUUGGGAUAGUUGUUUCGGUUGUUGUAGGUUUUAAAGGUGGACCAUGUCGCAAAACGUUGUUCAAAACUUUCAGAAGAGGAUAUUUUUCUCCGCAUGCACCGUGGAAGUCGUCAGUUUCAAUGCUCCACAACAUAGCACCACCAAGAUCUUUAGCUUUAAUAUAUUCAGCUUUUUCCUUUAUAGAUCUAGGAAAUAAUACAUUUAUUAAUUAUUAAAGUUUGAGAUAAUACUAUAGCACAAUUCAUGAAUAUAUAAAGUACGAAUAUA